Messenger RNA from Colletotrichum spaethianum, 1956 nucleotides. Its product is annotated as protein KRI1. Gene Ontology annotation, biological process: endonucleolytic cleavage in ITS1 to separate SSU-rRNA from 5.8S rRNA and LSU-rRNA from tricistronic rRNA transcript (SSU-rRNA, 5.8S rRNA, LSU-rRNA). NCBI's taxonomy places the organism in Eukaryota, Fungi, Ascomycota, Sordariomycetes, Glomerellales, Glomerellaceae. Gene Ontology annotation, cellular component: nucleolus; 90S preribosome. The record is from RefSeq and is a predicted model, not a curated record. The coding region runs from base 1 to 1956 and encodes 651 amino acids. The transcript has 4 exons.
AUGGCGCCCGAGUCGAAGAAAGAGAAGGUGCCGAAGAAGCGACUCAGACGACGAAGAUGGAGGGCAGACAUUGCGACGCCGCAGCUGAAGGUAAACGAGGAGUAUGCGAAGCGGUUUGAGCACAACAAGAAGCGCGAGGAGCUACACAGACAUGCAGUGGAGGAAAAGUUCAAAAAAACCGGCAAAGGCAAGGAUGACGACUCCGACGCCGACUCGUCGUCGUCCGACGAGACCGAGGACGAAGAGGGAUUCCUCGCGACGGAGGACCUAGACGCCCAGAUCUCCGCCACCCUCAGCGCGAUCAAGAACAAAGACCCCAGAGUGCUCGACAAGAACUUUUCCUUCUUCCAGGAAACCUCCAACGCCGCCGCCGCCGCCGAGCCGACGCCCUCGAAGAAGAAGGAGAAGCCGUUGUUCCUCAAGGACUACCACCGCGAAAAGAUUCUCGCCGGAGGCGUAGGCGCUUCCGACGACGAGGACGAGGACGGCCCGCCGCCGCCGCAGACGUACAACCAGGAGCAGGACGCCCUCAAGAAGUCCAUCAUCUCGCAGAUCAACAAGGCCGCGGAGUCGGACAACGAGGACGACUUUGUGCAGCGGAAACCGGGACAGGAGACCGUCAAGCCGGAGGACCUCGACGACGAGGGCAUCCACCCGGCGCGCGCGGCCAACUCGGACGACGGCGAGGGCGACGAGGGCGAGCUGUACGACAAGUUCGAGGAGGCCUACAACCUGCGUUUCGAGGACCCGGACAAGGCCAACCAGGCGCUCAAGACGUACUCGCGUGAGAUUGUCAGCGCGCGGUCCGUCCGUAAGGAGGCCGCCAGCUCGCGCAAGAAGCAGCGCGAGGCCGAGCGCGAGCGCAAGGAGGCCGAGAAGCAGGAGCGCAAGGAAGAGAAGGCGCGCCUGCGCAAGCUCAAGCUCGAGGAGGCCGAGGAGAAGCUCAAGAAGAUCAAGCACGCCGCGGGCCUCAGCGGCAAGGAGCUCAAGGACGAGGAGUGGCUGCGCUUCCUCAACGACGCGUGGGACGACGACAAGUGGGAGGACGAGAUGAAGCGCCGGUUCGGCGAGGACUACUACGCCGUGGCCGAGGGCGGCGGCUCUGACUCGGACGAGGACGCGGACGCGGACGCGGAGGACGGCGACGGCCAGAAGAAGCGGAAGAAGAAGCCCAAGAAGCCCACGUGGGACGACGACAUUGACAUCAAGGACAUCAUCCCCGACUUCAAGGACGACACGGAACACCCCCAGAUCACCCUCACAGACGACGAGGCAGCGGCAGCCAACGCCGCCGCGGAAGAAGAAGAAGACGACGACGACGAAGACGAAGAUGGCCGCCCGUCCAAGAAGCGCAAGACGACAAAGGACCUCAAAAAGGAACGGCUCGAGGCCAAGAAGGCCGCCAAGGCCGAGCGCGCCAAGCUCGAGGCCCUCGUCGACGCAAAGAUGGACCUCGAUGUCGCCGUGCCCUCGUCGUCCAAGGACAACGCGGAGCUGCCGGCCUUCCGGUACCGCGAGACGUCACCCCAGGCCUUUGGCAUGACGGCGCGCGACAUCCUGCUGGCGCCCUCGGACGCGGCGCUCAACAGCUUCGCCGGCCUCAAGAAGCUCGCGACCUUCCGCGACGAGGAGAAGAAGCGCAAGGACAAGAAGCGGCUCGGCAAGAAGGCGCGCCUCCGGCAGUGGCGCAGGGAGCACUUUGGCCAGGAGUACGAGCGCACCGGCCCGACGUUUGGCCUCGACGAGGUCGAGAUCAAGGAGAAGAAGAGCAAGAAGAGGGGGAAGCGCGCGGCCGGUGGCGGCGGCGGCGGCGGCGACGAGCGGGCAGAGGAGAACGCCGAGGACGGCGGCGCCGCGCUGGACGGCUCGAGCAAGAAGCGCAAGAGGUCGAGGGGAAGAAGACGGCCGAGGGCGCCGCGGAGGAGUGAAGCGGUAAUAGCGCUUUGCCGUCGCUGA